This is a messenger RNA of Oncorhynchus tshawytscha (Chinook salmon), 2120 nucleotides long. It is a transcript of the gene tafazzin, whose product is annotated as tafazzin, phospholipid-lysophospholipid transacylase. Gene Ontology annotation, cellular component: mitochondrial membrane. NCBI's taxonomy places the organism in Eukaryota, Metazoa, Chordata, Actinopteri, Salmoniformes, Salmonidae. Bases 651 to 1334 code for a protein of 227 amino acids. Gene Ontology annotation, molecular function: 1-acylglycerophosphocholine O-acyltransferase activity. The transcript has 9 exons. The record is from RefSeq and is a predicted model, not a curated record. Gene Ontology annotation, biological process: inner mitochondrial membrane organization; cardiolipin acyl-chain remodeling.
UCCGGGAACGCUGGAGCAAAGGGCCAAACAGACCAGGCCGGGUUAGAGAAAUCAAUGAGAUUAGUGAAACAUUCUUAAUUAGUUGUUCAUUUUCUGAAAAUCUAAAAGGCACAACCUAGAUUCGAGUUAAUGUCUUAAGUAGUUUAACAUGUUAUUACUCCAACCUCAUGAAAGUGACAAACUGACACGUUAUCAUUUUCGUCAAAAAAACUACUUUAUAUCAAAGGAGUGCCUCUGAUUUGCGGCGUGCACAUGCGCACUUAGGCGCCAGGCGACCCUUAGACCAGAUUCGUUGAUUCUGCUCGCCAACGUCGCCAUUACAUCGCCUACACGCGUGAUCGGGGAUUUCUAUUGGAGAAACCGUUUCGGACUAUCUUCAUACUGUACUGUCUUUGAUUAUAUAUCCGGGGUGGAGAUGGGAUGAGGGGAAAUGAAGGAACAGACGUCGUUUCAAAGCAUCAAUGAGUAGAUGGAAGAAACACACACAACAACCAUUUGUUUACAUCGAUUCAGAAAGCUUAAAUUCGUUCGACGUAAUGAACUACAGCUCCCACAAACCAUUGCAGAAUUAGCCUUUUUCCGGGUUCUUCGAACUUGCUAGUUAUCAGCUGAAAGCAUAAGGUGGAUGUGUGUUCCGUUGGUGAGCAGCGAUGCCCCUGGAGGUGAAAUGGCCGUUCCCACAGUGCCCGCAGCUGGCCUGGAAGGUGACCAGCACCCUGGUCAUGGGCGUGGUGGGCUCAUACAGCUACUUCUGGACCAAGUAUCUGAACUGUAUUACGGUUCAUAAUCAGGAUGUUCUAUUUGACCUGAUAGACCAACGCCCACCUGACACACCCCUCAUCACACUGUCCAAUCACCAGUCCUGUAUGGACGACCCACACCUCUGGGGAGUUCUGAGACUCAGACACCUCUGGAACUUCAACAAGAUGCGCUGGACUCCGGCUGCGUCGGACAUCUGUUUCACCAAAGAGUUACACUCCAGAUUCUUCAGCAGAGGGAAGUGUGUUCCUGUCUGCAGAGGUGAUGGGGUGUAUCAGAAAGGCAUGGACUUUAUUCUGGAGAAGCUGAAUGGAGGAGACUGGGUACACAUCUUCCCUGAGGGUAUGAGCGAUGUCUUGCCCAAUGAGCGACCCUACAUCCCUCGUACUGGACAGAGAAUCACAGUCCUGAUAGGGAAUCCAUUUACAGUCAAAGAUCUUCUGGAGUCUCUCCGACAACAGCAGAAGAGCCAGAUGGAGAUGAGGAAGGCCCUGACAGAUUCCAUCCAGGAGGAGUUUCGUAGCCUGCGGACCAAGGCUGAGGCUCUCCACCAGCGGGUACAGACCACUACCUGAGCCCCAGGCUCCAGCCCGGCCUCCACACCUGGCCCCUACCCUAACCUCUGGGUACCAACUCAAUAUAGAGUGGACAAAGAGACUGACUGUAUACACACACACACACAAACAGGAAACUAGAUUCACACACACAUACCUGUGCCUCAUAGUGUGUGCAGUCCAACCUGCUGUCUGAUAAACCAGUGGUCACCAAUGUGAUAAUUGCAAGGAGUAUCCUGCUAUGCACCUCAAAAAUCAUUCAGUCAACAUACAGGCAACGUUGAGAAAACAUUGUUCUUUGCUUCAUGUUUGAAACCAAUUCAACGGGAAUGUCCAUAGAGCCAAUGUUGUGUUUAACAGGCAUUUUAUCAACCGUCCAGUUCCCUCCCGUGUUAUGAAGUCACGUGACACUCACCUCUGUCCCCACGGUAACAGCAGAACUAUCAGUAGUGGAGUGAAGUGUGGUUCCCACAGUAACAACAGAACUAUGAGUGGUAGAGAAGUGUGGUUCUCACGGUAAAAGCAGAACUAUGAGUAGUAGAGAAGUGUGGUUCUCAUGGUAACAGCAGAACUAUGAGUGGUAGAGAAGUGAAAUGUGGUUCUGAUCCUCUGGCAGCUUAGCAGGAACUGACAUACAGCCAGGAAAAACUACGGGUCCUAAUCACAAAUCAUUUCACUUUGUGCCCUCAAUCUCUCUCUCUUUUGCACUCUGUUUCUCUCCCGUUGUCCAUCUCUCUGUUUCUCUCCCGUUCUCCAUCUCUCUAUUUCUCUCCCGUUCUCCAUCUCUCUGUUUCUCUCCCGUUCUCC